Molecule: messenger RNA, 1290 nt
Organism: Caenorhabditis bovis
Lineage: Eukaryota; Metazoa; Nematoda; Chromadorea; Rhabditida; Rhabditidae
Source: the annotation of a GenBank genome assembly
AUGAAUAUCGACUCAACUGGUGUUAGGCAACGAAAAGGGAUAGCAAAAUUAGUAGAAGACUUGGACAUAUUCGAUAAAGUCGUGGAAAAUGUCAAAGAAGAGCCGAAAGCAUCAUCAGGAUUAAUCACAUUCCUCUGCUUCUCGCUUAUAUUGUUCCUGUUUUGCAGUGAAACAUAUAGGUUUCUUUUCGUCAAACAAUAUGAUUAUCGAUUUACCUUGGAUACAAAUAUGGAAGACAUGCCUACAUUGGAUUUAGAUAUGAUUGUGGCUACUCCAUGCGCAAGCCUUCAAGUUGUUAGUACAAUGGAUCAAUACUCCAAUGGACCCUUUGGAGUCUUGCAAAACUCGCUUAAUAAAAAUCCAACAAGGUUCGAAUUUACUGAUGAGGAGCAGCUUUACUGGACGAUUCUUCGUCAUGCUCAUGCUCAAUAUAAUAAACAAGGAUUGAGAGCACUUGAGCAGUUGGAAUAUAUUGAUGAUGAUGUGGAGAGCACUCUGGAGAAUUUGGCGGAUAAGAAGCAAGAGCAAGAAAGCGAAAUAAUAAUGCAAAAACGGGAAAUGGAAUCGAAAAAGGGAAAAUCCAAAGAGAAUCAUGCACAAGUGAUGUUCCUGGUUUCGAACGGAAUGGGUAUGUUCCAGAUUGUCUCCGACAAUUCCGACAAGGAAGAAGAAGGCACCGCUUGUCGAAUUCAUGGCAAAUUCAAGGUGCGAAAAGGGAAAGAGGAGAAAAUUGUGAUAUCAAUCACCAACCCGAUGAUGAUGUUUGAUCAUUUUGGUCCCCAGCCGGGAAACAUUUCGCAUCGCAUCGAGAAAUUCAACUUUGGUCCAAGAAUUCCGGGACUCGUGACACCACUGGCCGGAGCUGAGCAUAUAUCAGAAAGUGGACAGGACAUCUAUCGAUAUUUUAUAAAAGUAGUACCGACGAAAAUCCACGGAUUUUUCUCAUAUACCAUGGCGUAUCAGUAUUCAGUCACAUUUUUGAAAAAGAAGCUCAAGGACGGCGAGCACUCACAUGGAGGUAUUCUGUUUGAAUAUGAAUUCAAUGCAAAUGUCAUCGAAGUGCACAAGAACACCAUGCACUUUUUCACGUACCUUGUUCGACUGUGCUCAAUCAUCGGUGGAGUUUACGCGACUAGUCACAUUAUAAACAACAUGGUUCAAUUUUUAUUGUCAUUCCUCUACCCAGAAGAUAAACUUGCUCGAGUCAAUCAUAAUCAUGAAACGAGAACUGCCGUCUCAACUGAUUCGCACGCUUCUCUUAUCAUUAAUACUGAUAUUCGGGUACACUGA